Messenger RNA from Cavia porcellus (domestic guinea pig), 1603 nucleotides. It is a transcript of the gene Cryzl1, whose product is annotated as crystallin zeta like 1. Lineage: Eukaryota; Metazoa; Chordata; Mammalia; Rodentia; Caviidae. Gene Ontology annotation, molecular function: oxidoreductase activity. The transcript is spliced from 13 exons. The coding region runs from base 150 to 1100 and encodes 316 amino acids. The record is from RefSeq and is a predicted model, not a curated record.
GGGCCGAGCAUGCCGGGAGAUGUAGUUCUGAGUUUGAGCGGCCUGACCAAUGGGAUCACCGAUUGGGGUAGAGGGGGUGGGUUCUCUGCAGAAGGACUGGAAGGUGGCGGUGGCAGAGUCGCUGGGCUUGGGUUUGCUCGCAGGUGACUAUGAAAGGCUUAUAUUUUCAACAGAGUUCCACAAAUGAAGAAAUGUUUGUAUUUCAAGAAAGGGAAAAUCUUCCUGGGACAGAGGAUUACUUUGUGAAACUUCAAGUUAAAGCUUGUGCCCUGAGCCAAAUAAAUACAAAGCUUCUGGCAGAAAUGAAAAUGGAAAAGGAUUUCUUUCCUGUUGGGAGAGAAGUUUCUGGAAUAGUAUUAGAUGUCGGAAGCAAAGUAUCAUUCUUUCAACCAGACGAUGAAGUAGUCGGAAUUUUGCCUCUAGAUUCUGAAGACCCAGGACUGUGUGAAGUUGUCAGAGUACAUGAGAAUUACUUGGUUCAUAAACCAGAAAAGGUCACAUGGACAGAAGCAGCUGGAACCAUUCGGGAUGGAGUCCGAGCCUAUACCGCUCUACACUACCUUUCUCAUCUCUCUUCCGGAAAAUCAGUGCUGAUAAUGGAUGGAGCAAGUGCGUUCGGCACCAUCGCCAUUCAGUUAGCGCACCACCGGGGAGCCAGAGUGAUCUCAACAGCAUGCAGCCUGGAGGACAAGCAGUACCUCGAAAGAUUCAGGCCUCCGAUAGCUCGAGUGAUUGACAUCUCUGCUGGGAAAGUCCACAUUGCUGAGAGCUGUUUGGAAGAAACAGGUGGCCUGGGAGUAGAUAUUGUGCUAGAUGCUGGAGUGAGAUUAUAUAGUAAUGAUGAUGAACCACCUGUAAAAUUACAGCUACUGCCACAUAAGCAUGAUGUCAUCACCCUUCUUGGUGUUGGAGGCCACUGGAUAACAGCAGAAGAAAACCUUCAGUUGGAUCCUCCAGAUAGCCAUUGCCUUUUCCUCAAGGGAGCAACUGUGGCUUUCCUAAAUGAUGAAGUUUGGAAUUUGUCAAAUGCACAACAGGGAAAAUACCUUUCCACGCAUCUUAAAAGAGGUGAUGGAGAAGUUAUCGGCUGGUGUUUUUAGACCUCAGUUGGAUGAACCCAUCCCACUGUGUGAAGCAAAAGUUUCCAUGGAAGUUGUUCAGAAAAAUCAAGGAAGAAAAAAGCAAGUUGUUCUAUUUUAAUUUUCUUAUUUCUUAGACCUCAGUUGGAAGACCAGUAUUGUAAGUGCAAAUUUUCCUUGAAAAUUGAGAAAAAAUCAAGUAGGAAAAAAAUCAAGUGGUCUCAUUUUUAAGCAUGUUUCCUUGUUAAGAUGUUCAGUUAUUUGAUGUAUUUGGGAAAUUUUUGCUUAUGCAAGUGAUCGAGAUAAUUCUGUAUUUAACAUCUGAAGGGAAUAUUCAGAAAGACUUUUUAGUUAUUUCUAUACAUUUUGCCACGGUUACAAGAUUCUUUCCAUGAAGAAAACUACUGCUUUCAGUAAAACUUACACUAUUCCAUUGAUAAACCUGUUAUAGGCCUUUGCUGUAAAGGUUCUGUCAAAGUAAUGUUACUAAUCUUUUAUGAAUCCAUUGUUAAUAUCUUCUUUAA